CCGCGAGCCGAGCUGUGGGGGCGACAAGAUGGCGGCGGAGACUGUGGAGCUCCAUAAGCUGAAGCUGGCUGAAUUGAAACAAGAAUGCCUGGCCCGUGGCCUGGAAGCAAAAGGGAAUAAGCAGGAUCUGAUCAACAGACUCCAGGCCUACCUGGAGGAGCAUGCUGAAGAAGAGGCAAAUGAAGAAGAUGUCCUGGGAGAAGAAAUAGAGGAAGAAGAGCAGAAACCCGUAGAGCCACCCGUCAAAGUAGAAGAGCCUCCUGUAAAAUCGCCUGAUGUGAGUACAGAGAAGAAAGUAGUGAAAAUAACAUCGGAAAUAUCACAGAUGGAGAGAAUGCAGAAGAGGGCUGAACGCUUUAACGUGCCUGUGAGCCUGGAGAGCAAGAAGGCAGCACGUGCAGCUCGGUUUGGUAUGGCCACAGUUUCAACUAAAGGCCUCUCUGCAGACAGCAAACCUACGGUAAACAUGGAUAAAUUAAAGGAAAGGGCUCAAAGAUUUGGGUUGAAUGUCUCUUCGCUCUCCAAGAAGAGUGAAGAAGAUGAGAAACUGAAGAAGAGAAAGGAGCGGUUUGGCAUUGUAACAAGUUCAGCUGGGGCUGGAGCUACAGAGGACACAGAGGCAAAGAAGAGGAAAAGAGCAGAACGCUUUGGGAUUGUCUGAUGCCAGUCCGUUUUAGCUUCAACCCAUUUGCAGUGUGCCUCUUGAGUGCGUGCAUUCUCUCUCUCUCUCUCUCUCUCUUCUCUUCCCCCCCCAGUUUCUCUCACUCCCUCACUCUCCCUUUCUUUCUCUAGGUCUUAGUAAUGAGUAGACAGGGAUUCCCUCAUAAUUGUAUGAUUGUGCUACUUACUUUUUCAAAUUACAAAUUUUUAAAAAGAUAAGAUGUAGAGCAAAAAGAAGGAACUGUUCUUUUUGCAUCUUUGGUAACUUGGAGUCCUGUGGUCUGGUUCUGUUUCCAGCUGCUUAUGUGGUCAUUUACAACAGUUCAUGCCAGAUGUAUUGUCCGUCUGGAUUAGAUGGAGAGUGUCCUGGUGCCCUCUGAACGCUACUAGAAAAUGUCUGUGCCAGGAGCAGGAGAGAAUUGAAUUCUGCCUGUUAAAUAGAUGGGCAGAAAGAGCUACUAUAGGCCCUAAAGGGCCUGCUAUAUGAGGAGAAAGGGAAAAAUGUUCAGGAAUAAAGAUAGAGCAGGGUUUAUUUUGCCCUUGGCAGUUGCUUUUCUGGUUUGAGAAUUCUAGUUAUGCUGCUAAAGCAAGGAACUAUUUGAAGCAUUGCUCUCUUUGUCAGUUUGUUUUGGUACUGUUUCCAUCUCUGACUGCCUUGGUCCUCUGUUGCUUUACUUGUGAAAAUGGGCCUUAAGGUUCAGCUGUAUCAUAUUCUCUUCCCAGCAGCUAGGGCAAGAACACUCUUUAUCCUGAGAGCACAAUGCGUUAACCAAGCUCUGCUUUGGAUCUCUGGUGUUUUACCUCCUAGCUUGUCUGAGAUCCAUCAGGUUCAAUGUCAGGAAAGGGUUUUCUCUAGUAUUAUUGUCUCAUGUUCUCAAAAAUGGAAGAGUGGCAUUUUUGAUAGCCAGCACAGAGUGCAGUUUCAAGACUGCCUUCCUUCCCGCGGUAAAGCUAGUGGGAAGUUGUCAGAGCAAGAGUUGCUGAUUAACCUUAGAUCAAGACUGGUAUCCUAAAAUAAGGAGGAAGAAGGUAGCAAUGCAUUUGUAAAUGGAGCCUGUUCUGACUGCUUCAUUCAUCCUGCCUCGUUAGGCCCUCUGUGGCUCAUGGCGUUCCAUACGUGUUUUCCUGGUUCCCUUAAGGUCAGUGAUGCAUUUCUCUCCUUUAAAAAGCAAUCAGUCAAACAAACAAAACCCUGUUUAUUCUCAGACUGGAUUUUAUUUUGUCGUCUUCUUGCUUCAGAAUAACUGUCGAGCUGGAUAACUCACAGACUUGCUGAAGAAGCCUCAGUCUUCUCCAAGCUGCCAGACAGUUCAGGAAAGCUCCGGUGUUAUCCUAGGACCUGUGUUUUAAAAGUGUGCAAGUUCUUGGUAGCUGUGUAGGAACACAGUUCCUUCUGCUGCAUUAACUGUAACUGUUUCAGUGAAAUUGCAGAAAAAUUGGCGAAGUCGCAUGAAAGGCAGCAUUGUCACAACUUAAGUGCUUUUAGUUGCUUUUAGUGUUUCAAAUGACACCUCUGUUCUUAGGGAGAUGUGAAGAACAAUUCCUCGUAUUAGCCUGCAUAAGUGGAAGAAGUGGCAGCAGUGGAGAAGUGUAGGACCCUGAAGCCAGUUGCUGUUUGAUCAGCAAUGCAGCAAUAGUGAGGGAAGCUACAUGGUGCCCUUUCUUCUGCCUACUUAGAGAAUGAGUUCUACUUGCAAGCAUACAUUCCUGCUACGUCUUCCAUCUUGUGCAGUGCUUUCCCUCACACUAAUACCUCGGCCCCAGGUAUAAGUAGAAAUUUAUUAUCUUCUUGAAUUUUUAGAUUGGCAUUUUGGCCGAAAUCCUGUUGUCUGAAGACUUGUGUCCUUGGAUUUUUAUUUCUGACCAUAACCUCUUGUUGGAAAGAUGUUUGCAUUGUCCAUCCUUGGUUCCUUAAGAUGCUAGAGAACAGUGGAUGUGUCUACAAAUGAAGCUUUUCAGAGGCUUAUACCUGACUCUUAAUAAGCAAUAGAUAUAUAUAUUUUUUAAUGUGGCAGUCUUCAAACUGCUUCUGUUCCAUUAAUGUUUGCAGUCUGACUGCAUAUGUGUGCCCUCAGUGACUCUAAGCAAUACCUUGGACGUUUGUUUACUUUGCCAAAGGGCAGCUAAAAGCCACGGGGUCCGGGUUACGUUGUGUCUUGGGUUGUCAGUGGCUGAGUGAAUCGAAGCUCCCUUGCUCUUUCCUGAUUUAAUGUAAUAACUUUAUUCGGAUUGGUUUUGUUUUGUAUGUCAGAUUUUGUAAGAUGUAUUUUCUAUUUGGCUCAUGAUCUUUUUGCUCGUUAUUUGCUUGAAAUGUUUUGUAGUGUGCCAGGGCAAACACUGCAUUUCAUUCUUGGUUUCAUAAUAAAACUGCUUCUUUAAGACAA
Rhea pennata is the source of this 3044-nucleotide messenger RNA. It is a transcript of the gene SARNP, whose product is annotated as SAP domain containing ribonucleoprotein. The transcript is spliced from 11 exons. NCBI's taxonomy places the organism in Eukaryota, Metazoa, Chordata, Aves, Rheiformes, Rheidae. The record is from RefSeq and is a predicted model, not a curated record. Gene Ontology annotation, cellular component: nucleus. Gene Ontology annotation, biological process: poly(A)+ mRNA export from nucleus. The coding region runs from base 29 to 661 and encodes 210 amino acids.